Eremomyces bilateralis CBS 781.70 is the source of this 805-nucleotide messenger RNA. RefSeq lists its product as uncharacterized. The coding region runs from base 172 to 633 and encodes 153 amino acids. The record is from RefSeq and is a predicted model, not a curated record. NCBI's taxonomy places the organism in Eukaryota, Fungi, Ascomycota, Dothideomycetes, Eremomycetales, Eremomycetaceae. The transcript has a single exon.
UAUCACAAUCCUGCUUGAGAUAUGUAUCAUCAACGGAAAUGGGUCCAUAAUUCUUAACACUCCGGUUCGAUACCAUGGUAUUCACCACAUCAACGACUUGAAUCAAUGUGACACGAGGGAUGGGCAACCGCAAAAGCCCCGAUCGAUCUACAAUGGAGCUCCACCCACGAAAUGCUUCAAUCUGAGAUAAGAACGAAGAUCCUGACAACCUGGAGGAAUUCAAGCUCGAACAAGAUUUCAAAGACCCCUAGGCCAAGCAUCCUCAAGAUCUUUCGAACUCGGCUUGCAAGAGCGCCCCUCCGAACCCUUUCUCUGGAGCAUACCGGCGGUCCAAGCACAGAGUUGACAACACAAUUUUCAAACGCUUCAUGGGCGAUCCGCAUGGAUCACCUGUGGGGAUUGUCGAGUCUCGAAGCUCUCAGGCUUCCAGCCCCGUUCAUCAUCCCGGGCAACUCCGUUACGACUUUGCCAUCAGGAGGCGGUUUGCCCCCCAAGGAUGAAGCAUCUCCAUCUGUACGGCUGCCACGAUUGCAUGCGGCUUCCCGUCAGGCUGCUCCAGGCCAUCCGCAAGAGACAGUGGCUGCAACUGGCGAGAAUCAAGGGGGACGGCAUCGAGGCACCGUGGGCGUUUGAUAAUUGAAAAUACGGUGACUGAGCAGAGAGUUCGAAGCCAGGCUUUCAUCUGAAGGGAAAUGCGGGCAUUGCAGGUGGCUGAUGGUGUGAGGAGCGGAAAAGGACAUGAUCGGAUAUAGAAAAGUUUGAUAGAGGUAUGAAAAGCAGCGCAUCCAGUUACAAAAUUCCCAUG